CUCUCUCUCAUUUCGCUCCUCUCUCUAUCCUCUACUCCCCUCUCCCCAUCCAGAAUCUUCUCCUCUCUCACCCUCCUCAGAGUUCUAAUCGCGACUCAGCUUUAGGGCUUCUACGAACGAAUUCGACUCCGUGGAUUGAUUUAAUGCAGAGGAGUAUGUUAAAGGAUUCUGGCUAAGUAUUCUUCUAAUCUUACUUUGGAAUUAUAGAAGGAACCAUGGCUCCACUUUGUGAUUUCUGUGGGGAGCAACGGCCCAUGAUCUACUGCCAAUCUGAUGCUGCUUGCUUAUGCUUGUCUUGUGACCGCAACGUCCACUCUGCUAAUGCUCUUUCUAGACGCCACACAAGGACUCUUCUCUGUGAUAGAUGCAAUACACAACCUGCCUCAGUCAGAUGCAUUGUAGAGAACGUUUCGCUUUGCCUGAACUGUGAUCGGAAUGGGCACAAUGGCUCUGUCUCGGCUCCUGCACAUAAAACACAGCCGAUUCACCGUUAUUCGGGCUGUCCAUCUGCAGAGGAACUUUCGAGAAUCUGGUCCUUUGUUCGAGAGAUUCCUCCUGUGGAAGAUCCUAAUUGUGAGCAGGGAUUCGGGCUUAUGAGAAUCGAUGAGAACAGUGUCAGUGAUAUGUCAGGCUCUGCUGAGAACUAUAGUGGGUCAGAUGUAGCCAGCACGAACAAGAUUGGUGAUCUGAUUAAUGUAGACAAGAUUAAUCCUUGGAUUGCUUCAUCUUCAAGAGUUGCAGUAAGCUGUACUGGGGCAAAGGAUCUUGAGUUUUGCAAAGACAACAUGUACGAAGAUUUCAUUAUGGAUGGUGUCGACUUGACAUUCGAGAAUUAUGAAGAACUCCUUGGUGUAUCUCACACUCAAACAGAGCAAAUUUUUGAUGAUGCUGGAAUUGAUAGUUUCUUCGAAACAAAGGAAAUGUCUGCAGCUAAUUCCAAUUAUCACUGUGAAAUUGCUGCAGAGGUUUGUGAUAUGGCUUAUAUUCCUGGUAAGCCUACACAUGCAGCAUGUAUCAAGGCAGUAUCUCCUGAUUCCGUGAUGUCAAGUCCUGUUGGAAAGGUCGAUUCCAGCUUGUGCAUUCCAGUGCGGCAGGCUCGAUCAAGCCUGUCCCUUUCCUUUUCAAAUUUGACCGGUGAGAGCAGUGCUGGAGACUACCAGGACUGUGGGAUGUCAUCGAUGCUUUUUAUGGGGGAGCCAUCCUGGUACCCUACUGGUCCAGAGAGCUCUUCAUUGCCUGGAACCAGCAGGGACACCGCUAUUACGCGUUACAAGGAAAAGAAAAAGACAAGGAAGUUUGAGAAGAAGAUUAGGUAUGCGUCCCGCAAGGCUCGGGCGGAUGUGAGAAAGCGGGUGAAGGGUCGGUUUGUCAAGGCAGGCGAAGCGUAUGAUUACGAUCCACUCUGCGAAACAAGAAGCUAUUGAGACAUCUGCCUUCUAUUAUCCACUAGGUUAAGGUUAACCUCUAUGAAAUUAUUAUGUUUGGGUGACUUAAACUCGUAUAUUAUCUCAUAUUUUAUCUCUCCAGAGUUGCAAUUAAGAUGCAUCCUUGAAGUGGAAAAGAAAAAGGAAAAAAAAAAAAAGUUUACGAGGAGUCACCAACUUUUUUGGAUGCUGUUCGUCUUUUUUCUCCUGUACAGCAGACGGAACAGACAUCUGGUUUUUUGGGGGAAAAAGAAUAUGCAUAUCACUCUUCGCGGUAGUUGCAUAACUUCUUGUACCACUUUGCCGACGCUUCCACCAUUUCUUUUUCUUUUGUUUGCUUCCUAAUGCUGCCCUCAUAAAGUACCGGUUGCCGAGUUGUGACCGUUACGCACUGCUAUUUCCAGGUUAGUUUUUCAUGCAAGUUGUUUAUAGUUAUGGAUUAUUCACCAUGUAAAAUGUAAAAAAAAAAAAAAAAAGGAAAAAAAGAAGAAGAAGAAGACCCAUUUGCUGUAACUUAGAGACUACUACUCUUUUAUUUACAUGUCAAACAAUAAAUACUUGUGUAACUUGGGAACUAGAGAGUUGUAAAUUAUUCUGUAUUCCAAGUGUUGUAGAAAAAAAAUUGCAAUUGGAUCUCCACCUUUUUUUAAAAAAAAAUCCCUGUUAAAGCUA
This is a messenger RNA of Ananas comosus (pineapple), 2096 nucleotides long. RefSeq names its product zinc finger protein CONSTANS-LIKE 10-like. The record is from RefSeq and is a predicted model, not a curated record. The transcript is spliced from 5 exons. The coding region runs from base 216 to 1424 and encodes 402 amino acids. Lineage: Eukaryota; Viridiplantae; Streptophyta; Magnoliopsida; Poales; Bromeliaceae. Gene Ontology annotation, molecular function: protein binding; zinc ion binding.